Molecule: messenger RNA, 494 nt
Organism: Amoebophrya sp. A120
Lineage: Eukaryota; Dinophyceae; Syndiniales; Amoebophryaceae
Source: the annotation of a GenBank genome assembly
GUUCAGUGCGACUUCAUCUACACUUUUGUAGUCGUCGAAGCCGCGCCUCUGCAUCGUUCUCCGCUCGUGCUCGAAGACGGCGGCCUCCUCCGACAGUGUAGCGUCGACUUUGAGAGGAUCAUCCUGGGGGAGCUGGCGGUGUUGUUUGAGGACAUGGUCGGCACAUGGGAAGGGGUGAUGGAGCAAAUAGAGGAUGUUCCGGACGACACACCCAGUCUUACUCUUUUCUCCGAUGGCGAUUUGGAAAAUUUUGGUGGAUCAAGACCCGAAAAUUCCUCUUCUCCCCGAAACGCGGCUUUGGGCAGCAACCUUGAAGAUGCAUCUGAUGCCAGCGAAGAUCAGCAACGGAACUUGGCGGAUGCUGCUUUGGUUGUGCCGACGACGACAAGAAGUUCUAGCACGAACAAUACCGGAGGAAGAAUAGACGGCCUGCAGCCCGUAGGACUGGACUCUAGCAAUACAGCAGGAGGUGGUGAACUGCAACCCGUAGACUG